AUGGCUUCGAUCUUCGAAACUGCUUGGACGUAUCUGAUCACUCAUUUUAGUGACUUUCAACUGGCAUGUCUCGGAAGUUUCUUUCUUCAUGAAAGUGUCUUUUUCUUCUCGGGCCUUCCAUUUAUCUAUUUUGAAAGGGCAGGAUGGCUGAGCAAGUAUAAAAUUCAGACUAAAAAUAACUCCCCUGCAGCUCAGGAGAAAUGUAUCAUGCGCCUUGUGCUGUAUCAUCUAUGUGUCAAUUUGCCAGUUAUGAUUCUUUCGUAUCCUGUCUUUAGAUCAAUGGGCAUGAAAAGUAGUCUCCCCUUGCCGUCCUGGACAGUGAUUUCUACACAGCUUUUAUUCUACUUCAUCCUGGAGGAUUUUGUAUUCUAUUGGGGCCACAGGAUUUUACAUACAAAAUGGCUGUACAAGCAUGUCCACAGUGUUCAUCAUGAGUAUGCAACACCAUUUGGCCUGACUUCUGAAUAUGCUCACCCAGCUGAAAUACUCUUCCUUGGAUUUGCUACGAUUGUUGGUCCUGCCAUCACUGGGCCCCAUCUAAUAACUCUCUGGUUAUGGAUGGUACUUAGAGUCCUGGAGACGGUUGAGGCACAUUGUGGUUACCAUUUCCCAUGGAGCCUAUCAAACUUCUUGCCUUUUUAUGGCGGGUUAGUAAAAACAUUCUUUUUGCUCGUUGCUUAGCAGUCUCUGGCCCUCCCUUUUUUGUCCAUAUUAUCCACCUGAGAUUUGUUUGAAUCUUGUAGCGCUGAUUUUCAUGACUACCAUCACAGACUGUUGUAUACCAAGUCUGGCAACUAUUCCUCUACUUUUGUUUACAUGGACUGGAUAUUCGGCACUGACAAGGGUUACAGAAAAUUGAAGGCACUGAAGAGUGAUGGACAUGAAGCAGAGGUCAAGCAAACGUAACAGUUACAUUGGAAAUAAAAAUUGUUUACUGCUUUGGCAUCACAGGAUGGGUUGUUAAGAGCAUCUUGGUAAAGGUUCUAUUCCGUUCCUCUUCAUCUUGUGUGCAACUGUUUUUUGUGUCUAAUUGGUGUUCUGGAUGACAUUGUGUGUAAUGUGUAAUCAAUUCCAAGCUGCUUCUGGAUCUGUGCUGCUGUCCCAUUACAUGGAUGAAAUACCUGUCUUCUCAUUUUUUACAAUGUUUUCCAUUUC
Ilex paraguariensis (yerba mate) is the source of this 1155-nucleotide messenger RNA. NCBI's taxonomy places the organism in Eukaryota, Viridiplantae, Streptophyta, Magnoliopsida, Aquifoliales, Aquifoliaceae. The record is from the annotation of a GenBank genome assembly.